AUUUCGUUUAUCGCUUACAAUAGAUAAAAAUCAAAAUAGUUUACUUGACAUUUUGACUUUCAAAACAGUGUUUUGCAAGUAUAUGCCAUGUUGUUAUCUCGAUAUACACUUAGUUGAAGCUUCAUUUAAAAAUGGCCACAACGAGAGAACAAACCAAGCAUUAACAAUUCUGUUUCAAGCAAUCCAGGUGUUUCCCGAUUAUUUAUAUUAUUUGACAGCCGACUGUAUAGAAUAAACCUCCUUUACUUUAUCUCAGAACGUGCAGUAAAUCUAAAGAAACGUAACACUCAUCAUCUAUCAAAUGUCAUCGACGACGACGUCAACCGUCAGGGUCCUGGACGGCGGCUUCUCCGGACAGCUGUCACGUCACGUGGGAGCGAAGAUCGACGGCGAUCCAUUGUGGACGGCGCGAUUCCUCGCGACCGAUCCUGAAGCUGUGUAUUCUACGCACCUGGACUUCCUGCGUGCCGGCGCCAAUGUCAUCGAGACCAACACUUAUCAGGCAUCCGUGCCCGGCUUGAUGAAGAAUCUGAAUAUGAGCGAACGCGAGAGCCUGGAUCUACUUGCCAAGGCCGUGGGCCUGGCCAAAAAGGCCGUGGAUGUUUAUACUCAAGAAACGGAUAAGACUGAGAAACCACAUGACACAAAUCCUGUAGUGGCUGGCUCCUGCGGUCCUUACGGUGCUUAUCUGCACGAUUACUCCGAGUAUUCUGGUUCCUAUGGGAAGUCGGUGUCUAGACAGGAGCUGAUCGACUGGCACAGACCACGGUUUCAAGCUUUACUGAACGCUGGUGUAGAGAUCCUAGCUCUGGAAACUAUACCCUGCGUGGAGGAAGCAGAAGCUCUGCUAGAACUGCUGCGAGAAUUUCCGCACGCUCGUGCCUGGGUGUCAUUCUCCUGUCGAGAUGGUCAGCUGUUGGCAGACGGCAGCGUCUUCCAGGAAAUAGCUGUGCGAUGUUACCAAGCCUUGCCAUCGCAGAUCCUUGCGGUUGGUGUUAACUGCAUCGAUCCGAGUUACGUGACUCCCUUGCUAAAGGGAAUCAACGGGAGUGCAUCGUCGGAGGCUUUCGUUCCUCUGAUAGUGUACCCUAACAGAGGCGGUAGCUGUUCCGAGACCGGCAACUGGACCACAGUUCCGGAUGAUCAUUCCUUGAAUCUACCUGUAUCAGAAUGGUUGGACAUGGGAGUUCGUUACAUCGGCGGUUGCUGCAAGAUCUUCGCGGAAGAUAUAAAAGCGAUUCGAUCGGAGGUCAACCAGUAUUGCGCAAAAAUCACGUAAUUCCUCUUUUAACCGCUGAUGCAAUGAUCUCCCCGAAAUGAUGCGCACUUUUAGAUAUUAAAUCACUAUGAUUGUACUAUGAUGAAAGAUAAGCGCGUGUUUAUCAUUAACUGCGAGUUUAAAAACAUUGAAGCUGAUGUAAAGUAAUUGUAUAUUGUAUGUAUGAUCAUUGUAAUAUGAAAAGUAGUGUGAUUGUGAUUAUUGAUGCAAUUGCAUUAUCAUCCGUUUAUAAAAAAUGGACAUAAGUAAUCGA
Messenger RNA from Nylanderia fulva, 1532 nucleotides. The record is from RefSeq and is a predicted model, not a curated record. Lineage: Eukaryota; Metazoa; Arthropoda; Insecta; Hymenoptera; Formicidae.